AUGUCGUCGAUGGAGGCUCAACAGGAACGCCAAGAUAACGUUGAGGUCUCUCAGGGAAAAAUACCUGAACAUGUCUGUGACAACAAAGCAGGACCAAUUUCAUUUGGUUUUAGUAAAACGUUAAACAAGGUUAAAUCAGGGAAAGUAGAAGAACGGGACUAUUUAAUUGAAGUCGAAGGAAAAGAACUGAAAAGUACCAAACCUGUUGAGAAACCUAAAGAACUGAUCAUUCCUCUGAUCAAUAAGAACCGUUGGUAUAGACCUGAUGGCGUCAAACAGGGUGAAAAAGAGGAUAACUCGAAAUUUCCUCUAGAGGAGCAGGAUUCCGUCGAAUCUCAGGCAGUCAGAGAACUCAUUGAAGAGUCCCAGAGACAGCUGGAGCAAUGGAAGAAUGGGCCACAGUCAGACCCCAACUUAGCCAUUCCUUUGCUGAUGCAGAAUCAAGUACCAAAGGGCUUUGAGGAUGGAGACCGGGUCAGAGUGGACCUCCGUCCAGAGUCGUCCACAGAGGCGGACUACGACCAGGUUCCAGUGGAGGCUUAUGGGAUGGCUAUGCUGAAGGGAAUGGGCUGGAAGGAAGGGGAGGGCAUUGGACGUACCUUCAAACAAGAUGUGAAGCCUAUUGAACACCAGGUGAGGCCUAAAGGUCUGGGCCUGGGAGCCGACCGCUCGGCCAUCAAAGACCUGGAGCCUAGUCGUCCCAGACGGCCUCCUAAACCCGGAGAGGAGAGGGGGAAGGACGAGGAGGCCCUGGUACUGGGCCCCGGGGGGUUUGCGCUGGUUCAGUCUGGGGCCCACAAGGACCUGUAUGGGAAGAUAGAGGGGGUGGAUCCAGACAAUGCCAGGGUUGUGCUGAAGCUUGCCAUCGGAAGCAAGACCGUAACCAUCAGCCAACACUCUCUGAAGCUGGUACCCCGUAAGGAGUACGAAAAAUACAGCAAAGACCUCAGUCGCCUCAGCAAGGCCCACAAAGAAAAAGAGAAGGAGAAAGAAAGAGAAAGAGAAAAAGAACGGGAACAGCAGAGACGGGAGGAGAAGGAACAGAGAGUAAACGGCAGGGAUGAUAGACACUCCGACAGAAAAAAAGACCGAGACAGAGACUACAACAGAGAAAAGGAACAAAGGAAGCGAAAACACCGAGAAUCCAGUCAGGAAAGAGAGAAACCUCUUCCAGCGAAAGAGUCCAGACCUUCUCCUCCUGUUCCGUCCUGGCUACAGAGAGACCUGAGAGUCCGCUUCAUAGACAAAGCUUUUAAAGGAGGCAAAUACUACAACUCUAAGAUGAGGGUUGAAGACGUCCUAACCCCACACACUUGCGUGUGUCGCACGGAGGAAGGCAGGCUGCUGGAUGAUGUGAAGCAGGGUAUGCUGGAGACAAUUGUGCCCAAGAGUGACUCAGAUUCCAUCAUGGUCGUGCUGGGAGAGCACAGAGGACUGGUGGGCCGUAUUCUGAAACGAGAUCGGGAAAAGUGCCGUGCCAUGGUUCAGCUUGAUCGAUAUGAGGAGAAGGUCUUCACGCUGGAUUAUGACUCUAUCUGCCAUUACGUGGGUGGAGAGGACCUCUGAAAAAUGACCCUGUGUCUUUCAGGGUUUCUGCUAGCCAGUCCCCCCCCACCCCCCUCACCU
This is a messenger RNA of Chanos chanos (milkfish), 1626 nucleotides long. It is a transcript of the gene gpkow, whose product is annotated as G patch domain and KOW motifs. The record is from RefSeq and is a predicted model, not a curated record. The transcript is spliced from 11 exons. The coding region runs from base 1 to 1566 and encodes 521 amino acids. Gene Ontology annotation, molecular function: nucleic acid binding. Lineage: Eukaryota; Metazoa; Chordata; Actinopteri; Gonorynchiformes; Chanidae. Gene Ontology annotation, cellular component: spliceosomal complex. Gene Ontology annotation, biological process: mRNA splicing, via spliceosome.